AUGAUCAGCGGUAUUUGCGUUGUAGCUCUCCUUGCCGCCUUCAGUGUCGCAGCUCCCUCGUCUUCGUCAAGACUGACCUCGCGGGGACAGUUCAACGGUACACGUAGGUAUCCGUCAAAGCUCGGAAAACGGUGCACAGGUACUAUUGCAUCCCUCGCCGAUGUAAGCGCUGCACAGGAGUGCACCACCGUCAUUAUAAAUGAAUUUACAGUUGACGCCGGAGAGACCUUCACCCUGGAGCCCGCCGACGGCGCCACUGUGACCAUGGCAGGGGACGUUACCUUCGCCUUCAAGGAAUGGGAUGGUCCUCUCAUGGUUGUAGAAGGAAAUGAUAUCACCUCUGGACAUACGCUCAACGGCCUUGGAGAGCAAUAUUGGGAUGGUCUCGGUAGUUCUGGAGGCACCACAAAACCUGCACCACUCCUUCGUAUCAACCACGACGGUGGCAGCUUCAGUAAUGUCGUCGUAUUGAACUCACCCGGUCGUGCCACUGCGAUCGGAGGGAAUGGAAUCGUGGUCAGCGAGAUCACAGUCGACAAUUCUGCUGGAGACCAGCCGAACGCUAUGUCUGAUGGCCAACCCGCCGGUGCAAACACAGAUGGAUUCGAUAUCUCGGCUGACGACGUGACCGUUGAAAAUUCUGUCGUUAUGAACCAAGACGAUUGCCUUGCCAUCAAUCGCGGAACCAACAUCAACUUCGAAAAUAAUCAGUGUUCUGGUGGACAUGGUAUUUCUAUUGGCUCUAUUUCCUCUGAUGUAACAGUUUCUGGGAUCACCAUUUCAGGGAACACUGUUUCCAACAGCAUGCAAUGUUUCCGUAUCAAGACCGACGCAACUUCUACUGACUCAACCGUCUCUGAUGUGACUUAUUCCAACAACAAGGCCUCUGGAUGCGAGGAGUUUGGUGUUCUCAUUACGCAGAGUUAUCCGGAUGCUUUGGGAACACCUGGUACUGGGGUAGUCAUUUCGGACAUUACAUGGUCUGGUACAAAUACAGUGUCUGUGAACAGCGAUGCUGAUAGAGUCGAUAUCAACUGCGGGAGCUUAAGCAGCUGUUCAGGAACAUGGGAUUUUUCGGGUCUAACCGUGACAGGUGGAUCUGAGGGUACCAUCCUCAAUGCAGAUGUCUCCGGUGGUAGUUUUUGA
Messenger RNA from Lentinula edodes (shiitake mushroom), 1146 nucleotides. Its product is annotated as pectin lyase fold/virulence factor. Gene Ontology annotation, biological process: pectin catabolic process. NCBI's taxonomy places the organism in Eukaryota, Fungi, Basidiomycota, Agaricomycetes, Agaricales, Omphalotaceae. Gene Ontology annotation, cellular component: extracellular region. Gene Ontology annotation, molecular function: polygalacturonase activity. The record is from RefSeq and is a predicted model, not a curated record. The transcript is spliced from 11 exons. Bases 1 to 1146 code for a protein of 381 amino acids.